GAGAGAAGCAGUGCACGCCAAAACUUUCCCCUCAAGGAUUAUUCAUGACAUUUCACAGCGUGAUUGUGAAGGGAUUCCUGGUGUCACGCCAUGUUUAAGGCUGUGCUGAAGAAGAGCGGGAAAAACGGCAAGAAGGACGCAGGGGAACCGUACCUGCCCGGUGUCCAGCGCAGGUGUCCUGGUGGUGGAGUGCAAGAUGCUAAUAAGGUCCUCCCGUACCCCCCAACAGAGGAAGGCCUCAGACUCAGUUUGGCUAAGGGUGUGUCCAUGUCUCUCCCCUCCUCCCCUCUCCUGCCCCGACAGACGUACGUGAUGGCGGCUCACCCCUGCAAGAAGUCUCCAGGACCCAUUAGAAAGCCUAAAUAUGUGGAAAGUCCACGUGUUCCUGGAGAUGCCAUCACAUCAUCCUUGAGGAAGGUGGCUAACACUGCGACUGAUCUGGCCAGUGCUGGCCCCUCCUCCGCCACUCAGGAGUUGAUGACACGCUUGGGGUUCUUACUGGGCGAAAGCAUCCCGGGCUCCGCGCGCAUACCUAUGGAAGACAAGAAUGAAAAAAAGUGUGCAGUAAAUCAAGGGAUCAGUCCGGGUUCGACUCUGACCAGCAGCACAGCGUCUCCGUGUACAGACAGCCCAUGUUCCACCUUAAACAGUAACAACAGUCGACCGGCAGCGAGUCACCGCAGCCCUUGUGGAACCAUCACCAGCCCCAGUUCCACCCUCGAGAGCAAAGACAGCGGGAUUAUAGCCACUAUCACCAGUUCAUCAGAGAAUGACGACCGCAGCGGCUCCAGUCUGGAGUGGAGUAAAGAGGGCAGUAUAAGGAGCUGCGGUCAGCAUGCGCUGGCACAGACGACUACACGGGCAGACACGUGCUCUCCGGUGGCCGAGGAGGACCCGUCAACGUCCGGGGCAGAGGACAGGGGCAGAACCAAGACAACUUCAGGAGCGACAGGGCCCAUUUCUGAGGGACCCGUGCACUAUCCCUCACUGAACUCGUCCAGUCUUAUGAUGCCUCGACCGAACUCAGUUGCAGCAACGAGCUCCACUAAGCUGGAGGAUCUGAGCUAUCUUGAUGAACAGCGAAACACCCCCUUGCGGACGUCCAUCCGUCUGCCCUGGCACAACACUGGCGGCAGAGCGCCACAUGACAAAGCUCGCUUUGCUCCGUACAAGCCCACUGACAUCAUGCUCAAGCCACUGCUGUUCGAGGUGCCCAGCAUCACCACUGACUCUGUGUUCGUUGGCCGGGAUUGGCUGUUCCAGCAACUUGAGGAUGACCUGAGGUCCAGCGAAUCAGACGAGAGCUCUGGGGCUAUCAUUGUGGGUAACGUGGGCUUUGGCAAAACCGCCAUCAUCUCUCGCCUGGUGGCCCUCAGUUGCCAUGGCGGCCGCAUGCGUCAGAUCGCAUCCAACAGCCCAAGCACUUCUCCUAAAAGUGGAGAGCAGAGUUCGGAUUUGCCCUUGAGUCAACCGCCUCAACCUAACCCGCCCCCGAGUGCCACCAACACCCUGAGAUUCAACAACUGUCCAAGCACACCUGAGCUCCAGCGACGCUGCGAGGAGGCCGUCAAACGCCUGGCUGCAAAGGUGGUGGCGUAUCAUUAUUGUCAGGCCGAUAACACGUACACGUGUCUAGUUCCUGAGUUUGUGCACAGCAUCGCGGCUCUCCUGUGCCGAGCACAUCAGCUCACCGCAUACCGCGAGCUGCUGCUGAAAGAGCCUCAUCUGCAGAGCAUGCUCAGUCUGCGCACCUGCGUGCAAGACCCCAUGGCUGCCUUCCGACGGGGCAUUCUCCAACCCCUCGCCAAUCUACGCAAAGAGGGGAAGAUUCCAGAGGAAGAUUACAUCAUCUUGAUUGACGGGCUGAACGAGGCAGAGUUUCAUAAACCAGACUAUGGCGACACUAUUGCCUCCUUUAUUACAAAGAUCAUUCCCAAAUUCCCCAGCUGGCUCAAUCUGAUCAUCACCGUGAGAACGAGUCUUUUGGAGAUCACCAGUCUGUUGCACUUCUCCAAGAUCAGCCUGGAUGAAUUCCCAGACAGCAAAGAGAUCGGGACGGACCUGAACGGCUACAUACAGUACCGUAUCAACAGCAGCCAGAACAUUCUCAACAACAUUUCCCUCAACGGCAAAGCCGACCCCAUCAUCGUGGGGAAGGUCAGCUCCCAUCUAACCUCCCGAAGCCAGGGGUCAUACCUGUACCUAAAACUGACCCUCGACCUCUUCGAGAAGGGCCAUCUGGUCAUUAAAAGCGCGAGCUACAAGGUGGUCCCCGUCUCUCUGUCGGAACUCUACCUGCUUCAGUGCAACAUGAAGUUUAUAAGCAACUCUGUAUUUGAACGUGCUAUGCCCAUCCUCAACGUGGCGCUAGCGUCUCUACACCCACUUACGGAUGAGCAGCUGUUUCAGGCGCUGAACGCGGGCAGCGUGAGAGGAGAACUGUCGUGGGAGGACUUCCAGCAGAGAAUGGAGAUGCUAUCGUGUUUCCUGAUCAAACGGAGGGAUAAUACACGCAUGUUUUGCCACCCGUCCUUUAGAGAGUGGCUGGUGUGGCGGGCAGAUGGAGAGAGCUCGGACUUCCUGUGUGACCCCAGGAGUGGUCAUGCCCUGAUGGCCUUCAUUUCGUCCAGGCAGGAGGGCAAGUUAAACCGGCAGCAGACGAUGGAGUUGGGCCACCACAUCCUAAAAGCGCACAUCUUUAAGGGUCUGAGUAAGAAGACCGGUGUGUCGUCCAGCGUUCUUCAGGCAUUAUGGAUCAGCUGCAGUACUGAUGUUUUAUCUGCAGCUUUGGCCUCUCUGAGGAACCUCUACACACCCAAUGUCAAGGUGAGUCGUUUGCUGAUGAUGGGUGGAGCGAAUGUCAACUAUCGUACGGAGGUGUUGAAUAAUGCCCCAGUGCUCUGCGUCCAGUCUCACCUGGGCCAUCAGGAGAUGGUUGCCCUGCUGCUGGAGUUUGGGGCGAAUGUAGAUGUGCUUUCAGAGAACGGCAUGAGUUCACUGUGUUACGCAGCGGCCGCUGGGCAUCUGGGACUGAUCAGUCAGCUCUGUAAGAGAGGCGCCAAGGUGGAUCUCGUGGACAAGAGCGGUCAGGGUGCAUUAGUGCAUGCGGCUCUGCGGGGUCAUCCUGAGGUUAUUAAAUGUUUGCUUGAGUUGACCUGGAGCAGUGAAGGUCAGCAGGUGGACCUCAGCUUGAAGAACAAAGCCCUGCAGCAGGGACUCAUAGCAGCCUGCAGUAUGGGACAUACACAUGUGCUGGAAGGCUUGUUGACGUUGAAUAAUGAUCUGGCUGUACAGAUUGAUGCUCAUGACACGCUGUGGGGUGAAACAGCUCUGACAGCGGCGGCAGGACGGGGGAAGUUGGAAGUGUGCAGCUUCCUGUUAGAGCAGGGGGUGCAGGUUCAGCAGGUGAACAGACGAGGAGCAUGUGCGCUCUACUGCGCAGUGCGACAGGGACACUGGCAGAUUGCAGAUCUGCUGUUGCAGCAUGGUUCAGAUGUGAAUGUAAGUGACAAACAAGGACGCACACUGUUGAUGGUUGCCGCAUGUGAAGGGCAUCUGAGCACCGCUGACUUCCUGUUAUCUAAAGGUGCCUCUUUAACGUCGGUGGAUAAGGAGGGGUUAACUCCUCUCAGCUGGGCUUGUUUGAAAGGACACAAGAAUGUUGUUCAGUUUUUGGUGGAGAAGGGUGCGGUUAUUGACCACUUGGACAAGAAUGGACGCACUCCGCUCGACCUGGCUGCUUUCUACGGAGACGCAGACAUGGUACAUUAUCUGGUUGAGAAGGGAGCCGUGAUUGAACAUGUGGAUUACAGUGGGAUGAGACCUCUGGAUCGAGCCAUCGGCUGCAGAAACACAUCAGUGGUUUUGACCUUACUCAAGAAAGGAGCUAAACUUGGCUACAGAACGUCUCCUUAUGAUCGAACAGGUAACGCUGCCUGGGCGAUGGCGACAUCCAAACCAGAUAUCCUGAUUAUCCUCCUACAGAAACUCAUGGAGGAAGGCAAUCUGCUUUAUAAGAGGGGAAAGAUGAAGGAAGCAGCUCAGCGGUAUCAGUACGCAUUAAGGAAGUUUCCCAGAGAGGGUUUUGGUGAUGAGCUGAAGGCCUUUAAAGAGCUGCGAGUCUCUUUGUACCUCAAUCUCUCCCGCUGUCGCAGGAAAACCAACGACUUUGGCAUGGCGGAGGAGUUUGCCACAAGGGCUCUGGAGCUCAAACCCAAAUCAUAUGAGGCGUACUAUGCUAGAGCCAGAGCAAAACGGAGCAGCAGACAAUUUACUGCGGCAUUAGCAGACCUGCACGAGGCGACCAAACUCUGCCCCAACAAUCGUGAGAUCUGCCGUCUGCUGGCUCGGGUUGAGGAGGAGUGUAAACAGAUGCAGCGGUCGCAGUGUAAACAGCAGGGGGAGCCAAACGCACCAGCUGCUAACCACGACUCGGAUCACGAACACGGCGAUCAAGAGGACGAUGACGUGACAGAACGCAGCCUGGGACGGGAAAUCGAGGAUGAGCCGGGCUCUGAGGCAUGGCAUCAAAACAUCUACUCGCUCAACCGGAGUGUGCCGGAUUCUAAUGGUCGUUCAGUGUCGCCCCCUCACAGGCAAAGCCUUCGACACCAGCACAGAGAGCCCGUGGCUCAGAAGAGCCUUGUGCAGCCAAGCAAGCAGGCCCAGAUCGUCAAAACCAGCCAACACCUUGGAUCUUUACAGGUAGGGUGUACACGACAAACAAGUACCAAGUCGCAGUAUGCACCUUCCAGUCCGAUCCCGAGUCGUCACAUAUCAAGCGUGCUCAAAGCAGGGCCAGGCAUUGACAUCAGCCCUCUAUCGGCGAAUUUUGACGAUGCAGGACGGCCGUCCAUGGCAGCAAGUCAUGAAAUCGAGGAUUUUCAUAUUGCACACUCCUCUAAAACUCAAGAAAGAGUCUCUAGAGAGGCUCCACCUGUGUUGUCAUUGGAUGGCAUGGGAUUCUCCAUGGCCCCUGGAGUUCAAGCCCAGGAUUCGAGGAAGGGGUCGCAGGCAACCAACAUGAGGGUUUCGAGCUCCACAAGUAGCCUUGCUUCAAGCAGUAGCUUAUCGGACAGUGGGAAAGCGCAAGGUCCAGAUGUACGUACCAAAACGGGCACGGACAAGCCUAAGAUCAGCCAGGGAGGAUCAAUGGAAUACAAACCCAGACCUUUCAUGGGGAUUAUGGACAAAACGGCUCGAUUUCAACAACAACAACAACAACAACAGCAGCAGCAGAGUCAUCCAACACCAGUGUCCCGUGGUUGGCAAAGUCAAUCCACUGAAGGUCUGGUCGGCCACAGCAUGUCUUCUGCAGGUGUGAACUGUGAGCUUGUAUACACCAAACCAAACAACGCUUACUACGAGCAAUUCAAAACUCCCUCUCAGGUUUCUGCCUUGGGCGGCCAGCACAAUGGGAGUUUGCACUCGAAAGAGUUCAACGACAAGUUCUGCCAAGCUGCCACUUGUCACAAAGAACCCAAGCCGGCUCUCGUCAUGGCGCAUUCCUUCACAGACAGUAUGCCGAAGCCACCCAGCUUGACACGAGAUAACCCCACUCUUCAUGUAGCUUCAAUUAAACCAAAGAGAUCCUUUAUAGAGUCUAAUGUUUAGGGCAUAUUCAUAGGCAACCUCUCAUCCCCCCAAAACACACUUCAGAUGAAGCUAUUUACUUUGAGGAUUGUCCAAACUCUAAUAUACACACACAUCAGCCACAACAUUAAAACCACCAGCCUAAUAUUGUGUAGGUCCCCCUCGUACCGCCAAAACAGCACCAACCCGCAUCUUAAAAUAGGAUUCAGACAUGAUGUACUUCUUGUACAGAGCGGUUAUCUGAGUUACCGUAGACCUUGUCAGUUCGAACCAGUCUGGCCAUUCUCAGUUGACCUCUCUUGAACAAGACAUUUCCCUUCGCAGUAAAUUCUAGAGACUGUUGUGCAUGAAAAUCACAGGAGAUCAGCAGUUACAGUAAUACUCAAACCAGCCCAUGUGGCAUGCCUUGUUGAAGAGAGAGGUCAACUGAGAAUGGCCAGACUGGUUUGAACUGACAAAGUCUACAGUAAGUCAGAUAACCACUCUACAAUUUUGCUGAUAAGAAAAUCAUCUCUAAAUGCUUUCCUGAGAUGCGGGUUGGUGCUGUUUUGGCGGCACGAGGGAGACCUACACAAUAUUAGGCAGGUGGUUUUAAUGUUGUGGCUGAUCGGUAUGUAUAUAUAUAUAUUACAAUGUUUAAACUAACAUUAACUAAAUAUGAAAAAUUUUCAGGCAAUUAUUAAUGUUCACUAAUGUUAAGUUCAACUUUAUUCUGACAUGUUACCAUAAAACUAAAACUCAUGAGAACAUAAAUACAGUCAAGUGUGUCCAGAACUUUUACAGUUAGUAUAUAUGUACAGAAAAUAUUUACUCCAAAACUCAUUUACAUAUAUUUUAAAGGGAAAUGUAAACGCAAGUUCAGACUUGUGUUAAUUGGCUGAGCAGGUGCAAAUAUUCUCACAAUAACCCAGUAGCAGUCAACUAAUUGGUCUGGCAUCAUUUUACACAAAACAUAUUUGAUAGGAAAUUUAUAUUCUGAAUUUAAAGGUGCUGUAAACUAUUUUUUCCAUUGAAAGUUGUGCAAAAGAAGUUACUAAUCCCUGAAAGAUAUUAAAGAAAUAAGUGUCUCUGUGACCGCUCUAGACAAACAAAAAUGUGUUCGCGGGCCGUGGACAAUGACGCUUUCUGCCUGUCAAUCACUUUGCGCGUUCUCAUUGUAUUGUAGUUGCAGUGACACUUUAAGGCAUAAUGCAUUUUUAUGCCAUAUUGUUCUCCAACAUGCCAGUUGUCAAUUGCGUCCACCAUUUUGCUGCUAGUGUUUUUGAUAACCGUUUCUGCUCGAUAUCUGUUUUAAUAAAGCUCAUUUGGUAUCUUUGGAGUGUGGGGUUUUGGAAAGAGGGGGUGUGGCUUAUCCAGUGGUUCAGAUGGUCAAAAUUCUAGAAUGGCUAAAAUUGCUUACAGCACUUUUAAGGCUGAUGAUAAGCAGGUCGUUAAUCGGCCUGGCAGAUAUAUUAGUCUUUCACUACUCUUAAAAGACCAUAUUUACAUUAAGCCUUGAACGUAGACAAUUAUUCAGGCUGGUUGUAUUUUUUUAAACCCUUCAAAAGGGCAUGGUGCCAUAAUGGGCUUUAAUAUUGCUGCUCACUCACUGUGUGUCAAACAAGAGACACUGCACUGAAUCAGCAGAGGAACAUGCCGAGACCAUGACACGAAACUUGUAAUAAUUGAUAAAGAAGGACUAAUCUAGUGAUCUGCACAAGGGGAUAAUGUUGACCGGCAUUCCUCUGCUAUGAGAAAAAUCAGACCCUCUAACAAUGUAAAUAUUAUGUGUAAUUUCCACCUUUUAGUGUAUAUCUACAAAAAAAUGUAACAAGUCAAGCGCUUUUAGUUGACAUUGUUCAAGGGUCCUAAAAAAAAUGUACCUGUUUUGUAUGUUUGUACAUUUUAUUUGAAUUUGCCCAAAAGCGUUAAAAGGCCAUUCAUUUGUUGUUUCUGCUCGUUAUUUCUGUCUAGAAUAAUUUAUUUUUCAGCGCGUCUGGCUUGGGAUCUGUAAAAACAAUAUAUUUUAUAAAGUUAUUUUUGCACAGCUACUUUAAAAUGGAAAUACGUUUUACGGUGCCAGUACGAAACUAUGGAGGUCAUCUGGGUGUGCGCGCAUGCUAUGAUUUAUGUGAAAGAAUUGGAAAAAAAUAUAUAAAAUAGGAAUGAGAUGGGCAGCAGUUAUAUUUUCAGUGUGUAUAAAUAUAUUUUUUUCUGCAAUUUUUGCCUCGAGUUGUGUGAACUGUACAAUCUGUUACCACAUUCUGUAUCAAAAAUGAAUUUGCUGUGAUCCAUCUGUGGAAAAUAAAAAUCUCA
Xyrauchen texanus (razorback sucker) is the source of this 7887-nucleotide messenger RNA. RefSeq names its product tetratricopeptide repeat, ankyrin repeat and coiled-coil containing 1b (gene tanc1b). The transcript has 27 exons. Lineage: Eukaryota; Metazoa; Chordata; Actinopteri; Cypriniformes; Catostomidae. Gene Ontology annotation, molecular function: protein binding. The coding region runs from base 91 to 5613 and encodes 1840 amino acids. The record is from RefSeq and is a predicted model, not a curated record.